Messenger RNA from Pimephales promelas (fathead minnow), 3112 nucleotides. NCBI's taxonomy places the organism in Eukaryota, Metazoa, Chordata, Actinopteri, Cypriniformes, Leuciscidae. The record is from RefSeq and is a predicted model, not a curated record.
CUCACUUUUUCCAGUUCAAUGAACUUAAAAUUAAGGCUUAAGUUAAGUUAAAUCAACAUUUUUUACAGUGUAGAUAAAUUAACCAACAUUACUCCCAUAACGAAAUAGGCGACAGAACGAAGCAGAGAGAGUAGAAGAGAAAGAACUCAUCGUACUAUGGAUAAAUCCAACUCGGCUGGACUAGGACCUCUGGUCAGGGCUUUAGAUGGGACGGGUCGGGGAGCGACAGGGCGAGACUGUGGUGAUCGGGUUAGAAGUCAGGCCAAUGAACGUCGAGGCAGCUCGCAUAAAAGGGGAAAUAACACCCUAGGAGGUAAACCAUUUCUAGCCUACGCUAAUCAUGUGUUUGCUCCUCUGAAUGGAGAACGAGCCCCACGAGGGGCGACCGGGCACAAGAUACUGCAGCUCGCGUGUGGGCCCACGCCUGACGACAUCCUGAGUCUGCCGGGAAACAGCACAGAAGAUAUGAUUGACAUGUUAGCAGAUCAGCUAGAACACAUGCAGAACGCCCUGUGCUAUGUGCUAUUAGAUGACAAUACAACAGAUGAGUGUGAACCAACGAGGGCGGAAGUGUGGAAACUGCGGGAGGCCACUUAUCGAAAGGCUCCACGAAAACAGCAGAAAGCUGCGCCACUUAAAAUAAAAAAGAAAACAUGGACUUUAUAUUCUCUCUCCAGCUCAGAAAGCUCAGACUCGGACAGGGAGGACGACAGGAGGCGCGCUUUAAAGCUCUUGUCAGAUAAACCACAAAUAGAUUUAUCACUCGUCGCGGCUACGUCCAGAGAGCGUAGGAGAGAGUCUGACUCAGAGGAGGAAGCUUCUGUCUCUACACCCCGGCGAGGUUCAGCUACAGACAGUUUCACUGCCGCAUAUCUCCUGCAGAUCAUGACAUUCCCAGAGGCUAAAGAUAACACCAGGCUUAAGGCGAAAAUGAUAGCCGAUUUCGGGAAAACCCUAGGGGCAUCAACUACCCUAGUAGAGCUAAUGAUAAAAUAUCAUACAGGAAUAUCCAUAAGACUUGAAAUCCUUAAUGCAUACCACUCUCUCGUGAUAGGCGUCGACAACGAAGCGAAGCUCGGAAAGGACUUAGAACUGAUAAAAACCAUAGGCCUUUGGCCAUACCUCGCAGAGAAAGCCACCCGAGGGUGGACAAGUGCAAAGAUGAUAGACAAACUAAAAAAGCUAGCUCCAAAACUACCUGGAUGUCAUGAGAUCGCCUCUUGGGGCGAAGAAACAAACUGGUCGGAAAUCUCUAAAUUCGCAGCCCGAUAUGACAGGAACACUGUGAGAAUAAUUGAGCCCAGAAAUGAGAGUAAAAGGGGAACUGGGUAUAUAAAGCCUGAGGAAUGGGCCAAACUGAGUAAAGAGGAGAAACAAGCCCACGUGGAGAAACGUAAACAAAACCGCUAGAGAAAACGAGAAAUAAUGAAGUGUAACCCCAGGAGAAGCGACUAUUGCAUCGUUCAGGGAAUGAAAUGUAUGUUAGACACCAGCGCAGACGUAAACCAAAGUACUAUGGCGAGCUAUAUAUCGUGUUUAUGGUUUCAGUAAUGAAAUGAAACGGUCACCAGAGAUGGAUAUAUGUGGCGAGGAUACUUGCAUAAUAGAUAGCUCCAAAUUUAUGUUUUUAAUGAUAAUAAGAAUAAUAGUUUGUCAUUGCAGUGAUACAACGAAAUUACGUUAGGGCAUCAGUCGCAUCAUUCAUGAGGUAUAAGAGAUCAACAACAAGGCGGAGAAUCACUAGUAAACAGGAGAAGUGUGUGUGCUGCGACAAAAUAACAGAUGCAACCUUGUAGAGAAAUGGCUAAAAAAGAUCUUAUAAUAAAAUCAGAUAAAAACAGUCGACCUGGGGGAACAGGCGGAUAGAAUAGGCAAAGAUUUAAGAAAAGUUCUCGAAAAAUAUAAAGACAAUUCGGCCAAAAAGUAAAAAUAAAUAAGACUACAGAGUGGAAUCUGGGCUUGGGGGAUAUUUGAUAUGUCCAAGGAAAGUGCUUUGCAAGAGUCAAACAUCUCAAAGCCCAACUUGGAUGCAAAGUGAGGGUUGUUUAUUCGGUACGUUUGAAGAGUUAAUCGACAUAGAGGCGGCGGAUGAUGACGUUAGUGCUAUAACUCCGCCGGCACCACUAAUGAUGAUGAGCCAACAUCAAAUAAUCAAACAGUCAGCUUUUUCCUCACUCGUUAAAAACGAAGCAGAAUCAGGUGAUUUAUUGGAUCCUGACUGUUGACGAGUUCCUGGAAAACUAAAGCUGUUUAAUGGGUUUUUGAUAACGUUAAAGAGUUAGCUGUCUCUGUUUGGGAAACAAUUUUUACGUUAACAUAAUUCUGAUUAGUUUGAACGUUAUCAUUGUAGUAAUUGUUAGUAGUAAUGAUAAUUAAAUCAUCUGAGUUAUGCAUCGUCUGCAAAAACCAAGAAACUCAGAGUCAGAGACGGAGGUCUGAUCCAGACUAACUGAUCCAGACUAACUGAUCCAGACUAACUGAUCAAAACGAACUGAUCAAAACAAACUGAUCCAGACUAAGUGAUCCAGACUAACUGAUCAAAACAAACUGAUCAAAACAAACUGAUCAAAACAAACUGAUCAAAACAAACUGAUCAAAACGAACUGAUCAAAACAAACUGAUCCAGACUAAGUGAUCCAGACUAACUGAUCAAAACAAACUGAUCAAAACAAACUGAUCAAAACAAACUGAUCAAAACAAACUGAUCAAAACAAACUGAUCAAAACGAACUGAUCCAGACUAAGUGAUCCAGACUAAGUGAUCCAGACUAAGUAAUCCAGACUAGCUGAUCCAGACUAACUGAUCCAGACUAACUGAUCAAAACGAACUGAUCCAGACUAACUGAUCAAAACAAACUGAUCAAAACAAACUGAUCCAGACUAAGUGAUCCAGACUAAGUGAUCCAGACUAAGUGAUCCAGACUAGCUGAUCCAGACUAACUGAUCAAAACAAACUGAUCAAAACAAACUGAUCCAGACUAACUGAUCAAAACGAACUGAUCCAGACUAACUGAUCAAAACAAACUGAUCAAAACAAACUGAUCAAAACGAACUGAUCCAGACUAAGUGAUCCAGACUAAGUAAUCCAGACUAGCUGAUCCAGACUAACUGAU